This is a messenger RNA of Lipotes vexillifer (Yangtze River dolphin), 861 nucleotides long. RefSeq names its product TP53 target 5 (gene TP53TG5). The record is from RefSeq and is a predicted model, not a curated record. The transcript is spliced from 5 exons. Lineage: Eukaryota; Metazoa; Chordata; Mammalia; Artiodactyla; Lipotidae. Bases 1 to 861 code for a protein of 286 amino acids.
AUGAGUCCAUCAGCAAAGAAGAGGCUCAAGAAUACAGUGGUUUCCAAGAUGCAAGAUGAGGAACUACGGGACAAGAUACAGCAGCCUGUCAGCAAAGUAAUUGCGCGGAAACGACUUAAAGCGGUGCUAAAAAACUUGUCGCUCUUGAAGCUGCUCAAGAGCUCGAACCCUCGGACCCAAGAACUGCAUAACCUGGCCAAAAGGUGUUGGAAUUCACUGCUCAGAGCUCUGAAGAUCCUCAGGGUCUCCUCUGGGCACGAAGACGUCUGGGAUACAGUAGAACAAAAUAACAAAGAUCUUCAGGAGGCUGGGUGUCCCAACAAGAAACUGGACUCCAAGAAAUCAGAGCCCCUGAGGGAACCUGAAGACCCGGAGCAGUCAAGGCCCAAGGCGGCACUGCGGGAGGGGCACACGGCACAGCAAGCAGUGCCGCAUGAGGAGGAGCGGCCGGAGCCUGAGGUCCCCAUGACGUCCAAGGGUCGUGGCCUGCCCACUGGCCCUGGAGCCCAGGAGAGGCAAUCACCCACUGCGGACCCCCGGGUUGUCUUCCUGAAGACCCACCAGUACAGACCUCCCAUGGAGGAUAUGAAACAGCUGGACACAGCAGACCAGUGGAUCUGGUGUGAGGGGCUGCCCACACGAGUCCACCUCCCAGCGCCCCGGGUGAUGUGCAGACCAUCCGCCCUGCGCUGGGUCAAGCGCUGCUGCACCCGCCUCUGCUCGGCAUCACUUGAGCUGCCAAUGGUCCGUCCAUACAAGGUGACACCUUGGAUGGGAACCAGAGGUGUGCGGAGAGGGCGGAGAUCGCGCAACCAUCUGGACGGGAGGGAUGGGCGGGAAAAUUCGCGAGUCUACAAAUAA